CCCGGAAGUCACUGGAAGCUUCCAGAACUUUCUAGCAUUUUCUCCAUUAUAUCAUGUAUUUUUACACCCUGCUCACCAACUACAUCACAUUCGAAGAUUCAAGAACCACCUGGUCACUUCCAUGAUGUAAUAUAAAAAUGGGUGACGCUGGCGGGUUCACCAGACUCUUCCGAACGACGGACAUAUCAGCAUCAUCUUUCCAGCGACAACAGCGACCCGACUGACACCAGACAAAACCAUGCCUGUCAUGUUCUCUCCGUUCUACCCGAGCAGGCCCUGCUGCCGAACCGUGCGGCCCCGGCCCCGCGGCUUCCCAGGAGUUGCGAAUGACGUUCCUCUCUACGUCAUUGAACACCAGAUCGACGCCGCCCUCCAAGAUGGACUGCUCUUCCUCAACCAACUCCUCAGCCCUUCACAGUGCCCAUGCCGGCCGCCCACACAGCAGAACAAGGCCGAUGAGAGGAAAGUCGACGAAGGAAAUGAGAAGGAGACCAAGACCAAAGCCACCCCGCACCCGGAGAAGUACCAGGUGUCGCUCGACGUGACAGGCUUCUCUCCUGACGAGAUCAGCGUCAAAACCGUCGGCAACAAAGUCCGCGUCCACGGCAAGCACGAAGCGCGCCACGCCGACCAGAGCGGCCACAGCUUCCGCUAUCAGGAGCUGAGGAGGGAGUUUGUCCUACCCGAGGGGGUGGACCCCGAGACCGUCACGUCCGUGCUGUCCAAGGACGGAGUGCUGAGCAUCCAGGCCCCGAGGAUGGCAAUCGAGGCGCCGCCUGCCGAGAAAGUCGUGCCUGUCCAGUCUGCCGAGGCACCGGCAGUAGAGAAUGGGAAGGAGGACAUUGAUUGUGCGGAGGGCGAUGAUGAGAUGGCAGAGUGCUGGCGGGUUCACCAGACUCUUCCGAACGACGGAAAUAUCAGCAUCAUCUUUCCAGCGAUAACCACAACAGCGACGCGACCGACACCAGACAGAACCAUGGCUCUCGUGUUCUCUCCGUUCUACGCGAGCAGACCCUGCUGCCGAACCGUGCGGCCCCGGCCCCGCUGCUUCCCGGGAGUUGCGAAUGACGUUCCACUCUACACUAUGGAACACCAGAUAGACGCCGCCCUCCAAGAUGGACUGCUCUUCCUCAACCAACUCCUCAGCCCUUCACAGUGCCCAUGCCGGCCGCCUACACAGAAGAACAAGGCCGCUGAGAAGAAACCCGACGAAGGAAAUGAGACGGAGACCAAGACCGAAGCCACCCCGGAGAAGUACCAGGUGUCGCUCGACGUGACAGGCUUCUCUCCUGACGAGAUCAGCGUCAAAACCGUCGGCAACAAAGUCCGCGUCCACGGCAAGCACGAAGCGCGCCACGCCGACCAGAACGGCCACAGCUUCCGCUAUCAGGAGCUGAGGAGGGAGUUUGUCCUACCCGAGGGGGUGGACCCCGAGACCGUCACGUCCGUGCUGUCCAAGGACGGAGUGCUGAGCAUCCAGGCCCCGAGGAUGGCCAUCGAGGCGCCGCCUGCCGAGAAAGUCGUGCCUGUCCAGUCUGCCGAGGCACCGGCAGUAGAGAAUGGGAAGGAGGACAUUGAUAGUGCGGAGGGCGAUGAUGAGAUGGCAGAGUGAGACAGUGGUCUUGAACUGUAGCCCUCUAGCACCACAGCUUAGUCACUAGCAAUGCUAUAAUAUUUAUUGUCGUACAGCAUUAAUGCUUGUUAAAAUCUGAUAUCUAUAUAUCUAUAUAAAUGAAUCCUGUGUUCGGCAAAGGUAGUCGCAGCUCACGUAUUUUUAUGUCAUACAGAGCGCUGCAGGACGUGAUAUCAACGUUUGCAUAGAUUGAGUAAUGGGAAUUUCUACGUGCUGUCCAUUGAGCGAGGCUUUCCAUGCUUAUCAUUGUUAUCAUUAUCAUAGGAAGGAUGAAUGUGGAAUAAAAUAUAUUUUGCUGAAACUUGUA
Messenger RNA from Branchiostoma belcheri (Belcher's lancelet), 1940 nucleotides. RefSeq lists its product as uncharacterized. Lineage: Eukaryota; Metazoa; Chordata; Leptocardii; Amphioxiformes; Branchiostomatidae. The transcript has 4 exons. The coding region runs from base 239 to 1612 and encodes 457 amino acids. The record is from RefSeq and is a predicted model, not a curated record. Gene Ontology annotation, biological process: protein refolding; response to heat. Gene Ontology annotation, molecular function: protein folding chaperone.